Molecule: messenger RNA, 9506 nt
Organism: Oncorhynchus masou masou (cherry salmon)
Lineage: Eukaryota; Metazoa; Chordata; Actinopteri; Salmoniformes; Salmonidae
Product: collagen alpha-1(V) chain-like
Exons: 65
Coding region: 744-7193 (2149 amino acids)
Biological process (GO): cartilage development; collagen fibril organization; sensory perception of sound
Cellular component (GO): collagen trimer
Molecular function (GO): extracellular matrix structural constituent conferring tensile strength
Source: RefSeq, a predicted model, not a curated record
UUUUAAAAAGCGAGCAUAUGCCUGGAAAGAGCGCAACACAGUGCCACGGAUACUAAGACAAGGAUGGAAAUGAGGAAAUAGAGUGAAGGGGCCCAUAAUAAGAAGACAGUGACAGGUUUACAUUCAGGAUUAUGAAGGUUCCCUUAGGCAAUAAUAUUACCCCGCAUGCAAUAGAAACAUAGCCUAGUAAGGGGUGAAUAUUUAUUAUAGACGUUCAAUUUAUUGCAUGCUCUCUUCCUCUCGCAACUCUACAUUUUUUUCCUCACACGUCUGCCGCGCGCGUAAUUGCUCACAAUCUCUCCCUCCCUCCUUCCCUUGUGCCACUCAGUCAUUCACUCUCUCUCUCUCUCCGCACGCACACACGCGCUCUAUCACUUUUCGUGGGAGAAAGUAGGAAGGGGGAGAGAGAACGAGAGAGAAAGAGAGAGUGAAUUCAGGUCUCUCUCUGCUCUCUCCGCUGUGGGCACUCAUAUCCACUCCGCUGACUCAAUGGGGCUUUAGCACUUGGAAUAUAAAAUCAAAUAUUUAUUGACCGUACCCCUUUUACUAUUUAAAUGUUGUACAUAGCAUAGGAAGAUAUAGGUAACUUAUUAAAUAAGCGGUAAGAAGAGUUCAAAUACGUUGUUGUUUUUUGCCUCAUAGAAGGUCCAGUCGAAAUUCUCUUCCACUGACUUUCUGUGAGAGAGGAUAUCUAAUUUGAACAUAUCCGAUCAUAUAGUCCAGCGUCAAACAGCUACAAAACAAUGGAUAUUCGAGAUUGCCCUUUUCGGAAGAAGCGGAGACCAUGGAGCGUGGACCUUUCCUCUUUUGCCUUGGUAACUCUGGUGCUCGCGCUGUGCCAACUACCCGUGGCUCGAGCAGAUCCAGUGGAUGUGUUGCGGAUGCUGCAGCUGCCCUCUCUCCCAGAGGGGGUGCGGAAGGUUCCAGGCUUCUGCACCUCCCGGCGCGCCGGUACCGCUGACCACGCCUACCGCAUCUCCAAGAAGGCCCAGAUCUCUGCCCCUACCAAUCAGCUCUUCUCAGGUCGUUUCCCGGAGAACUUCUCCAUCAUGGCUCUGGUCAAGGCCCAUGCGGGCCUCCAGGCCUUCCUGCUGUCCAUCUACAGUGAGCAGGGUGUCCAGCAGCUGGGGGUGGAGCUGGGACGCUCCCCUGUCUUCCUGUACGAGGACCAGACCGGCAAGCCCGCGCCCGAGGACUACCCCCUCUUCAGCGGCGUCAACCUGGCCGACGGCAAGUGGCACCGCAUCGCUAUCUCCGUGUCGAAGAAGAACGUCACUCUGCUCCUGGACUGUAAGAAGCGCAUGACCAGGGCCCUGCCCCGCAGCAAAAGCCCCGUGGUGGACACCAAGGGCAUCACCGUGUUCGGAGCACGCCUGCUGGAUGAGGAGGUCUUCCAGGGUGAUAUCCAACAGCUGCUGAUCGCAUCCAACCCUCAGGCUGCUUAUGACUUCUGUGAACACUACAGCCCCGACUGUGACUCCCCUCUACCCAAAACCCAGUCCCAGGACCCCAACACAUACAAGGAUGCCAAUGGCAAUGCUGACAAACGCAAACCUGUAGUAGUUAAGGCGGCAAAACCCCUAGUAGUUAAGGCUGCAAAACCUGUAGUAGUUAAGGCUGCAAAACCUGUAGGAAAAGCGGCAAAACCUGUAGUAAAAGCGGCAAAACCUGUAGUAGUUAAGGCUGCAAAACCUGUAGUAGUUAAGGCUGCAAAACCUGUAGUAAAAGUGGCAAAACCUGUAGUAAAAGCGGCAAAACCUGUAGUAGUUAAGGCGGCAAAACCUGUAGUAGUUAAGGCUGCAAAACCUGUAGUAGUUAAGGCUGCAAAACCUGUAGUAGUUAAGGGGGCAAAACCUGCCCCAUCCAAACCUGCGAAAGCAGAGAUUGCCAAGCUUGAGGCAAAAGCUGCCGCACCUGCCACAUCCAAACUAGCUAAAACCGAACCUGCUGCCGCCAAGCCCACCAAAGCCAAGCCUUCCCCGGCCAAACAAGCCAAAGCCAAACCAACUGCAAUUGAAGUCCUCCUGGCCAAGAUCAAACCCACUGCAGUCACACCAGUGGUCAAGCCCACACCUGCCACCAGAAAUGGCGGUGAAAAAAAAGUCAAUGGCAAGCCUGUAGUAGAGAAGAACGUAAAUGGUAAUUCCAAGGUCAAUGGCAAUGCCAAACCUGUAGUUGAGAAGAAAGUAAAAGGUGAGGCCAAAGUUAAUGGCAACGGUAAAACUGCUGAGGAUAAGAAAGUUAAUGGCGAUGGGAAAAGCGGCAGUUACAGAAAAGCUAAUGUCAACGGUGUAGAAGCAGCCAAACCUGGAACCACUAAAGCCCGGACAGAAAGAAAAGUCACCAAAGUUCAAAUAGAAAAAACUGUGGUCAGCAAAGUGAAACCAGCAAAACCAGAAACCGAAGUCAAAGUUAAAGUAGUAAAAACCGAGAUCACUAAAGCCAAACCAACAGAGUCGGUCGUCAUCAAAGUCCCUUCCUUCCCCAAACCUGCACCAAAGAAAGAGCUGCCAGAGAAAACCAAGGUGGUGCUUGAUGUAAAUAACAUCAAAUCCAUGAUCCAAAAAAUGCCUCCCUUUGGCAAGACUGCACUCAGUGGCACCGUCGUCCCUGUGCCGGAAAAACCAAAGAAGAAACUGGGCAACGGUUAUCAACAGGAUGUAGAAACGGCAAAUUCUGAGGCUGGCCACACCCCUACAGAGUCGGAUUAUUAUUAUGAGGAGGCGGUCCUACAGCCAGAGAGUGAGGUGAUUGGACAAGAAGCGACCACUGGCCAGGUGGAGGGAACGUUGGUGGCAGAGGAGGUAGAGUUGGCCAAGGCAGGGGGUGAGGUCGAGGCCUUUACUGAGGAGGAGUAUGUGACCGGAGACCUGGGCAUGAAGGAAUACGAUUAUUCCUACAAGGACUACAACGAGCCCCUGCCCGAGGGAGAGACCGGGGGCAACAUGGGCCCCGCCCUGUCCGCUGUGACAGACGAGGGAGGCGCCUCAGUGAGCGCCGUAAAAGGCGAGAAGGGAGAGCCUGCUGUCCUUGAGCCUGGUAUGUUGAUUGAGGGACCUCCGGGACCAGAGGGACAGGCAGGUCUCCCCGGACCUAACGGCCCAUCUGGCCCUCCUGGCUCUGUCGGUGAUCCUGGCGAGAGGGGCCUCCCUGGAAAGGCUGGUAUCGCUGGUGCCGAUGGGGUGCCAGGCCCUCCUGGAACGUCCGUCAUGCUGCCCUUCCGUUUCGGAAGCAGUGGAGGUGACAAGGGUCCCAUGGUCUCAGCGCAGGAAGCCCAGGCUCAGGCCAUUCUGUCUCAGGCCAGGCUGGCUCUGAAGGGACCACCCGGACCAAUGGGCUACACUGGACGCACAGGACCCCUGGGUACCCCUGGAAGUCCUGGGCUGAAGGGUGAGGGUGGGGAUCCUGGACCUCAGGGCCCCAGAGGACCACAGGGUUUGAGCGGACCUCCCGGCAAAUCAGGAAGAAGGGGUCGUGCUGGAGCUGAUGGAGCCAGGGGCAUGCCAGGAGAGGGUGGGCCUAAGGGUGACCGCGGUUUCGAUGGCCUGCCUGGAUUGCCUGGGGACAAAGGACACAGGGGUGAUACCGGAGGAUUGGGACCCCAAGGAGGUCCUGGAGAGGACGGAGAGAGGGGAGACGACGGCGACAUCGGACCCAGAGGACUUCCAGGUGAACCAGGACCUCGUGGUUUGCUCGGUCCUAAAGGUCCGAACGGAAUCUCCGGACCUCCUGGUGUGCGUGGAAACGACGGGCCCCACGGUCCUAAAGGAAACCUGGGUCCCCAAGGAGAGCCAGGCCCCCCAGGGCAGCAGGGUACCUCAGGAACACAGGGAAUGCCAGGACCACAGGGAGCCCAUGGGCCCCCAGGAGAAAAGGGCCCCACAGGGAAGCCCGGUCUGCCAGGCAUGUCCGGAGCCGACGGCCCCCCUGGUCACCCAGGAAAGGAGGGACCUGUUGGCACCAAAGGAAACCAGGGCCCCAAUGGUCCUCAGGGAACUAUUGGCUAUCCUGGCCCUCGUGGCAUUAAGGGAACUCAAGGUAUCCGUGGACUGAAGGGUCACAAAGGAGAGAAGGGAGAAGAUGGCUUCCCUGGAAUCAAAGGAGACUUUGGUGUCAAGGGGGAGAGAGGAGAGGGUGGAGUGCCCGGCCCCAGGGGAGAGGACGGUCCUGAGGGGCCAAAGGGCCGCGUUGGCCCCCCUGGCGAGCUUGGACCCAUCGGCCUGGUCGGGGAGAAGGGUAAACUUGGUGUCCCUGGACUUCCGGGCUAUCCUGGAAGACUUGGACCUAAGGGCUCCCUCGGUUUCCCAGGAUUCCCUGGGACCAACGGCGAGAAAGGAACAAGGGGUCUGAUUGGAAAGCUGGGACCCAGAGGACAAAGAGGACCAACGGGCCCCAGAGGUCAGAGAGGACCGAGAGGAUCUACUGGCAAACCAGGAGCCAAAGGUACAUCAGGAAGUGACGGCCCAUCUGGUCCACCAGGAGAGAGGGGACUGCCCGGACCUCAAGGAGUAAACGGUUUCCCGGGGCCAAAGGGACCCCCCGGACCACCAGGGAAGGAUGGACUGCCCGGACACCCUGGACAGAGAGGAGAAGUUGGAUUCCAAGGAAAGACUGGGCCACCCGGACCUCCAGGUGUUGUUGGACCUCAAGGUCCCUCAGGAGAGACUGGCCCCCUGGGCGAGCGCGGUCACCCCGGGCCUCCAGGACCACCAGGCGAGCAAGGACUCUCCGGACCCUCUGGCAAGGAGGGAACUAAGGGAGACCCUGGUCCCCAAGGCGGCCCCGGCAAAGAUGGACCCCCAGGACUGAGAGGCUUCCCCGGAGAGAGAGGAAUGCCUGGCACCCCGGGAGGCGGCGGACUGAAAGGAAGCGAAGGCCCAGCAGGACCUCCCGGAACAGCUGGAUCCCCAGGCGAGAGAGGGCAGGGAGGCAGUGGAGGCCCCAUCGGGCCCCCAGGAAGACCUGGCCCCCAGGGGCCUCCAGGACCAUCAGGAGAGAAGGGCGUGCCCGGGGAGAAAGGUCCGAUCGGCCCGGCUGGUCGUGACGGUGUCCAGGGCCCAGUGGGUCUGCCAGGUGCUGCCGGAUCCAUCGGAGUUCCAGGAGAGGACGGAGACAAGGGUGAGGUUGGAGAGCACGGCCAGAAGGGAGCGAAGGGCGGCAAAGGAGAGCAUGGUCCUCCCGGUCCACCAGGGCCAAUGGGUCCACUCGGUCAGCCCGGCGCUGCUGGAGCUGAUGGAGAACUAGGAGCCAGAGGUCAGCAGGGGCCAUUUGGGGCCAAGGGAGAUGAAGGAUCAAGAGGAUUCCCAGGGGCCCCAGGUCCCAUUGGACUGCAGGGAUUACCAGGCCCAUCAGGAGAGAAGGGAGAGACAGGAGACGUCGGACCAAUGGGUCCACCUGGCCCCCCAGGACCCCGUGGCCCUGCUGGUUCAAGCGGCGCUGACGGUCCUCAAGGUCCUCCUGGUGGUGUGGGUAACCCUGGAAACCUGGGAGAUAAGGGAGAGCCUGGCGAAGCCGGACCACCUGGAAUCGGAGGAGAGCCAGGAAAGAAGGGCCCACGUGGAGAACACGGAGACAAGGGAGAGGCGGGACAACCUGGUACUUCUGGCCCUGCUGGUGGAAGAGGAGGCCCUGGAGACGACGGACCCAAGGGAAACCCUGGCCCUGUUGGAUUCCCAGGCGACCCCGGGCCCCCUGGUGAACUCGGCCCCAGAGGUCAGGACGGAGCAAAGGGAGAGAGAGGAGAGGACGGUGAACAAGGACAAGCUGGAUCUCCUGGACCCACUGGUGAGAACGGGCCUCCUGGUGGACCAGGAAAGAGGGGUCUUGCUGGAACGAGAGGACCAGAGGGACGACAGGGAGAGAAGGGAACUAAGGGAGAUCCAGGUGCCAACGGACCUCCAGGAAAGACAGGCCCCGUCGGACCUCAGGGUCAACCAGGAAAACCAGGAACUGAGGGUCUGAGAGGACUCCCUGGAUCAGUGGGCGAGCAGGGUUCUCCGGGCCUUUCCGGCCAGAAGGGACCUCCCGGACCUCUGGGACCGCCAGGUUUGCCAGGACUGCGCGGCGAGGGCGGUGACAAGGGAGAGAAAGGCCACUCGGGUCUGAUUGGUCUGAUUGGGCCCACCGGAGAGCAGGGAGAGAAGGGAGACAGGGGACUGCCAGGGCCACAGGGGACACACGGAUCCAAGGGAGAGACUGGUGUUUCUGGAGGCACUGGGCCCAUCGGUCCUGGUGGCCCUGCUGGUAUGCCCGGUCCCGAAGGUGUGAAGGGAGCUAAGGGUGCUACAGGAGGAGCUGGUCCCAAGGGAGAGAAGGGUGUCUCAGGACCCCCCGGACCUCCAGGUCCUCCAGGCGAAGUCAUCCAGCCAAUGCCCAUCCAAAUCUCCAAGAAGUCCAAGCGCUCCAUCGACGCCAGCCGGAUGCUGUCUGAGACAGAUGCCGAGUCGGCUGCAGCCGACGCCACCGGCACAGAGUUCCUGACAGGCAGUGAGGGCAUGGAGGAGAUCUUCGGCUCGCUGAACUCGCUGAGACAGGAGAUUGAGACCAUGCGCUUCCCUCUGGGCACCAAGGACAGCCCCGCACGCACCUGCCAGGACCUCAAACUCAGCCAGCCAGAGCUCAAGGACGGAGAGUACUGGAUCGACCCCAACCAGGGUUGCUCUCGCGACUCUCUCAAGGUGUUCUGCAACUUCACCGCUGGUGGGGAGACGUGUCUGUACCCCAGCAAGAGCGUGGACACGGUAAAGCUCAACUCUUGGACCACAGAGAAACCAGGCUCCUGGUACAGUGAGUUUGCAACUGGCAGCAAGCUUUCCUACGUGGACUCUAAUGGCGAGCCGAUCGGUGUGGUCCAGUUGGGCUUCCUGCGGUUGCUGAGUGUCCAGGCCCGCCAGAAUUUCACCUAUCACUGCCACCGCUCCGUGGCCUGGGCCGACCGCACUGCCAAUAAUGGCCACAAGAGGGCGCUGCACUUCCAGGGCGCCAACGAUGAGGACCUCAGCUACGAGACCAGCCCAUACAUCAAGGCCCUGGUCGACGGCUGCUCUUAUCGUAAGGGCUUCGACAGGACAGUGGUGGAGGUGAACACGCCCCAGGUGGAGCAGCUUCCUCUGCGGGACCUCAAGAUCACAGACUUUGGGGAGAGCAACCAGAAAUUUGGCUUUGAAGUGGGACCUGUCUGUUUCCUGGGCUAACACACACCGUACAGAGAAAUGAGAAACACAUAUAGAAUAUACACUUACAAUGAUGCACACACACACGCCCUCUGUCACACACACUAAUGCACUUAACACAAACAUUGACACAUUUGCAUAGACAUGGCAAUAUACAGUACAUGCCCAGUAAUUUGUACAUUUAUUUCAGGAUAUCAAGCACACUCACACACAUUAUAUAUAUAUAUAUAUACACACACACACACACACACACACAGAGAGUUGUGAAACGGACAUGCACUCACUCAAGUGUAUGCCCAGGGGAAAACAUCUCCUAAUAGAAAUGGACGACAAGAGAAAAGUAGAACGCAAACAUUCUCGCGAAGAGGAGACCAAAGAUCGAUUGCAAGAAUGAGAGAUGGCAUUCAGACCGUCAACAGAAUAAAACAGUGUUCUUUUCCAACGAACAGCUGGGUCAAAGACCCGUCUCCUCCUUCCGUACACGCCAGAGCCCCCUGUCGCGGACCCCCCCUCUCACUCCUCUCUCCUUCCCGCUGUCUCUCUACCGAGUUGUCUCAGCCACUCUACCUCUCUGCUUCGCCCUCACCACACACUUGUACCUCUCCUGCAUCCAAGCCCCACCCCAUCCUACGCCUCAUUUUCCGCUUCGCCGCAUUAAGGGGAAACCAACGAAGGAACGGGAGUUCCACGAAGGCCUGGCGGUUCAGAGACGACCAGGAAAGUCUACUGUACGUCCAUGUUGUCUAGCUAAGUGAAUUUUCUCCUUCAUCAUCUCCACCAGUGAAAUUCUAUACCAAACAAACCAACUAUACCAGCCUAACAUGACAGUUACACUAAAUCAGGUCAAAUUUAAUGCAGGCGGAUGAGUCAAAACUUUACGGUGCUUUGUGGAGAUAGAGUGGAAGCAGAUCUGUGACAUCUCUAGCUUUACCGCGGCUCAAACCUUAAGGUGUGACUAUGAGCAGCCCUUUACUCAAUACUGUAGUAAUAUAGUCCUAACAGCAACGUACUGUCUCUGAGCUGCAUGGCUGUUUAUUUUGGAGCCAAUAAUGUUGCAUGCAAUGGGACGGAAGGGUGUCUAUGCCUUCAAGGACCAAUGAAUCAAAAGCCAUGAACCUUGUAAAUUGUACUGAACGUGAUGCGUGGAACAUUUAUUUGUAAUCAAUGUUACAACUGUCACAGACAGUCCAGAACUGUAGUUCCUAGACAAGCGAAUGGGCCAGAAUGCCAUCAAACCAGUGUAGUACUUACAGGUCUGGAAUUUCAUUGCUGUUUCAUGUAGAACACGGUUACAUUACAGGAUUUGUGACAUUCCGUCUCUUUUCAAGCAGGGAAGGUAUCAGGGUUAAAUAUGUAUAUGAGCUGAAUAGAUGACGACCAAACGUUCUCUCUUACAGCGGUGGAUAAAUGCUUGCUUUCAAAAAACUGUGGCACGGUGCUAAUUAUACCAAAGCGUUAAUAUAUUCAGCGUGAAUAAUUCAAGUUUGUCUCCAUCACAGCCGCACGAUGUCGUCACCAGUUCUCCUACUGGAAAUGUGCAAUCGAAUCCAUUUGUACAGACAGUGAUAUUCUAUUGUAUUUAUUGAAAACAAAACAGGGUGCUUCAAACAACGACAAACCAAAUAUGACAGUCGAAUGUGGUAUUUCAUUUUGUAUUUAUUUCCUGUAGUUCUCACUUGGCGGUCUUAAAACAAUUAAAUACAUAUUAAACUAACACUAAACCGAGUUAUCUGUACACACCCCCCUUUGGUCUAUGAAUGUCAACAGUUCUGGUGGGGGUGGGGGGGGAAAGAACAUAUGUGGCCAUAUCUCAUUGUAACCAUUUAGCAUUCAUCGACUGUACUGUGCUGUUAUGAUUGCUUCUACUGUAAUGAUUAAAUGGUGACUCUCCAUUGCGGUUUGUCACUGCUUGGCUGAGCUGUGCUGCAGGAGUAUGGCGAGGGCGACAGACACCAGGAUUCUACAGUUGUGAGAAUACAGCGGGCAGGGGACAGCUAGCGGGAGGGAUGGAAGAUUCUAGCAACCACGUGGGCAAAUAUUACAAAGAUUUUGUUUCGAAGUGAUAUGUGGCUAUGGGGUUGUAUAUCAUUAUGGGUAUUUUGGUUUGUGUGUUUUGGUUUGUUUUUCUUUUGACAUUGCAGAGAAGGGGGGGAUUGACAAACUAAAACCUGAGGUGAUUCGCGAGAGAAAAUUACAUCGAUUAUUUUUUGUUGUUGUUGUUAAAGACAAACAUAUUUCAACAAAAUAUGGUGCUGAAAAGACAAAAAGUAUUAUUUUAUAAUGUAAGUAAUUUUAAAUGUUUUGUUUCUGUAAUAUAUCAUCUUUUUAAAAAUA